This is a messenger RNA of Saccharomyces cerevisiae S288C, 165 nucleotides long. RefSeq lists its product as uncharacterized. The record is from RefSeq and is marked reviewed. The coding region runs from base 1 to 165 and encodes 54 amino acids. Lineage: Eukaryota; Fungi; Ascomycota; Saccharomycetes; Saccharomycetales; Saccharomycetaceae. The transcript has a single exon.
AUGGUGCGGCUUUCGUAUCUGCGUCUCAUCCUUCCCCCUUGCCGCUUGUCAGAACUCUCUAGCUUGGCGAUUCUCUAUCAACCUGUUAUUCCAAUUCUUAUAUCUACCAUUACCUUCCAGCAUUUUUUCAAAUGUGUUCACACGCCCUGUAACGUUUAUAUAUAA